GAGGAGGACGUGGGGAGCAAGGCUGCAGGGUUAGGCAGAGGGAGAGAGAUGCUACACCUGUUCAUGAUCACCUGAGGAGAAGAAUCAGAAGAUUUAAAGAGCUGCAGUGUGAAGAGGGACAGAGUUGAUCAACAUGAUGGGACACCUUUAUAUCUGAGAGAAUCCUUCAGGCAGGCAGCUCAUUGUCCCUGAGGCCCGUCCUCCAGUCUGUGUUGGUGCCAUGGCUGAGUCAAGCUGGUGGAAGUUUACCUUCUCACGCAAGAAGAAAUCUGAACCUAAGGUUUUGUAUGAAAUCCCUGCAGAGCAUGGAAGCAACAAUGAGAACAAAGACCAAGCAGGCAUCUCUCCAGACAAUAAGGACAGCCAGUUCAAUGCCAGACUGGAGAAGAUAGUGGAUAAAUCUGCCACCAAGGGCCGCCACGUCAAAGUGUCCAACUCCGGUCGCUUCAAAGAGAAAAAGAAAGUCCGGGCCACACUGACAGAGAACCCAAGUCUGUUUGCAGAGCAAAGUAAUGAGAAUCAUAAAAACACGACGGACAAAUAGCAAAAUACACCAUGGCAAUCACAAAUGUGUCAUAAAUCACUCACGUCUUUGACCAAGGUUCAAAAACACACCCGUUUUUGUCACAAUGUACCAAACCCAAGUGAAUACCCAAACUGAAACUAACAAUGAGUAUCUUAAAACCAAUCGUCAUAUAUUCAAAAACCAUAUCAGGGACUGGUCCUGGAAUCACCUUUCUCCAGAUUGUAAAUGUUGAAUUCUAAAACCCAAUGUUUUAAUGGUCUCAAGCAUUUUUUAUGUUUGUGCUGGUUUUAUUAUUGUUGCCGUUGUUGUUUUUUUUUUCUUUUUUGAAACUAAGCGUUAAUAUGAAGUAGAUUAACUGCCUUUGUGUUGUGUAACAGUUAUUGGUUUCGUUUUUUAAAUUAGACAUUAUUAAAAAGAUACGGUCGAUUAAGCUGAAAUUUGAUGGAGAGACCACAGAAAACAACGAAAAUAUGAGAUGUCAGACAAUAUGUUCUAUGCUUUUUGUAGCCCCAGAAGAUACUUGCUCUUACGAAAAACUGGUUUCUAAAUCCAGAAAAGAUUUAUCUAAAUUCUUUGGGGGAAAAAAGAAAAAAAAACUUCAUCCCAUAAUUGCAUAAUUGUUUUAUUUUAUUUUUUUUGUAAGGGCUCUUUAUCUGUUUGUAUAGUUCUAAUAAAUAGUCAUUUAAUGAGUUUUCUAUUAAUCUAAUACAAGUUUAUAAAUUUUGUAAAUGAACUUUGUAAAGAUUUUCGGGGCUAACGUUAAUUUAUUUCUUGGAAUAAAUUGUUUCAACAUU
Molecule: messenger RNA, 1320 nt
Organism: Cyprinodon tularosa
Lineage: Eukaryota; Metazoa; Chordata; Actinopteri; Cyprinodontiformes; Cyprinodontidae
Gene: prr15lb
Product: proline rich 15 like b
Exons: 2
Coding region: 221-544 (107 amino acids)
Source: RefSeq, a predicted model, not a curated record